This is a messenger RNA of Meleagris gallopavo (turkey), 892 nucleotides long. Lineage: Eukaryota; Metazoa; Chordata; Aves; Galliformes; Phasianidae. The record is from RefSeq and is a predicted model, not a curated record.
UGUACCUCCCUAUGGAUGAACAGUACUGCAAGUAAUACUCUUCCUUCCUUCUCAGUUCCUGCAGAACCUUUGUUGUGCAAGUUUGCCGAUGGAGGACAGAAAAAGAGACAGAAUCAGAAUAAAUACAUACAGAAUGGAAGAGCAUGGCACAGAGAAGGCGAGGCUGGAAUGACACUCACUUAUGAUCCAACCACAGCUGCUUUACAAAAUGGAUUUUAUCCAUCACCCUACAGUAUUACAGCAAACAGAAUGAUCACUCAAACAUCUAUUACGCCAUAUAUUGCUUCUCCAGUUUCCACAUACCAGGUUCAGAGUCCUUCUUGGAUGCAGCCUCAACCAUAUAUAAUGCAGCACCCAGGUGCUGUACUGACUCCCUCCAUGGACCAUACCAUGUCACUACAGCCUGCAUCAAUGAUAAGCCCUUUGACGCAGCAGAUGAGUCAUCUUUCAUUAGGCAGUACUGGAACAUACAUGCCAGCCACAACAGCUAUGCAAGGAGCCUACAUACCCCAGUACACGCAUGUCCAGACAGCAGCGGUUCCUGUUGAGGAAGCCAGUGGUCAACAGCAGGUUACGGUAGAGACGUCCAGUGAUCAUUCUCCGUAUACGUAUCAGCAAAAUAAGUAACUGUGAGAUGCCCGGUGUUGACCUGGCCUGGAGAAGGGUGCAAAGGCUGAAACAAUCAUGGAUUUUACUGAUCAAUUGUGCUUUAGGAAUUAUUGACAGUUUUGCACAGGUUCUUGAAAAUGUUAUUUAUAAUGAAAUCAACUAAAACUAUUUUUGCUAUAAGUUCUAUAAGGUGCAUAAGAAAAACCUUAAAUUCAUCUAGUAGCUGUUCCCAUGAACAGGUUUAUUUUAGUAAAAAAAAAUUUUUAUCAAGUGUUAUGGCGCA